ACGGAGGCUUGGACUCCCCCUACCCAGAGAAAUCUUCCUUGCAAAGGGGAAAUUGGGAAAAUAACCUGAAAGCGGACUUGAAUAGCUCUAACCCGAGCCAAAAUGAUGAGCCCGGAAGUGAGAAACAGGAAGUAGGUCAGGGAGGACAGUAAUAGGGUUACACCCAAGCGUGGGUUUCCAAGGCGCGGAAUCUUCCGUGCACACCGAUUUAAAGCGCCGAGGAAGGGGCCCUGGGACCAUGGCUUUCCCUGAGCCAAAGCCGCGGCCACCGGAGCUGCCGCAGAAACGGUUGAAGACUCUGGACUGCGGGCAAGGGGCAGUGCCAGCCGUACGAUUUAACGUGGAUGGCAAUUACUGCCUGGCGUGCGGCAGCGACAAGACCCUGAAACUGUGGAACCCACUUCGGGGAACGCUGCUGCGGACGUACAGCGGCCACGGCUACGAGGUGCUGGAUGCCGCCGGCUCCUUUGACAACAGCAGUCUCUGCUCCGGCGGCGGCGGAGACAAGGCGGUGGUCCUGUGGGAUGUGGCAUCGGGGCAGGUCGUGCACAAAUUCCGGGCCACGCAGGGAAGGUGAACACG
Messenger RNA from Callithrix jacchus (white-tufted-ear marmoset), 582 nucleotides. The record is from RefSeq and is a predicted model, not a curated record. Lineage: Eukaryota; Metazoa; Chordata; Mammalia; Primates; Cebidae.